AGUGCGCAUGUUCCCCGCUCAGGUGUCUCCGUGAAGGAGUGAGAGCAGCCCGAAGGUGAUAGAGAGUGUUUGCAUUUGUUGAUACAGGUUUUUUUUUUUUUCGUCAAGGUCGAGGCAAUGAGUGACAACGAAGAUAAGGACUACGCUGAGCGGGUUAAUGUUGGAAGAAGGAAAAAGAGGAAGAAGUCAAAUGACAAGUUUUUAUUAAGAAUAAUUUGAAGCUCAAAAAUAAAUGAAGCUGAAUUUGUGAAAAAAAGAGAAUGCAUGCUUAUUAUAAGAAAAAAAGAAGUUUCCACUUGUAGAAUAUUUGCAGUGUGAGAAAUGGGGAAGAUGAAAGAAGUCAGAAUUUGAAACAGAAGAAAGAAGAAAAGAAAUAGCAAUGAAGUUAAGAUCAGAAGUAAUCUGGGAUAAGAAAGCACUGCGCUAAGUAAUUUCUAGUCUGUUUGUGUCCCUGUAUAAUUUUUUUUUAUAAGAGUGCAUGCAUUAUCUAUGUAAUCAUAUACAGGGUUACUAAAGUCUUAAUAUGAAGGAAUAUUUAUUAAACCUCAAGGCUGCUUACCCAUUAAUAUAUGAAUGUUUAAAUGUUAAUAGUAUUUAGACUUGAUAUUUUUUAUCUGGGUUUUUAAGGAAAACUCAGGCUUGUUACAGGUUGAUCCAGAAAUAGGAGUUUAAUCAGGUGUUCAGAUAUCCAAAACGUGUAUUUUCCGUAACACAUUUUGUACUUCAGGAUUUUAUUGCAAAAUUUAAAUACUUUGGAAUCAGCCUGUAGCAGGUUAAGAUGUUAGAAUUUUUAUUUUAUUAAUUCACUUGUUUUUUGUUUUUGAUUCCCUAAUCAUUAUCUGAAAUUGACAAACUGGAAUGCUUACCUUUAGGCCUCUCGUUCUGCUUCCCGAAGUCGAAGUCCAGGUGGAUCAGGCAAAUCUGCAAGCAGGUCUCCUGCUCAGUCCCCAGGGCAUUCACGAUCCAAAGAGGGUUCCCGACACUCCAGGUCAAAGUCAAGGUCACGUUCUAGAUCCAAAUCAAGGUCACGUUCUCACCGUAGUUCUCGCCGACGUUACUCACGCUCACGUUCUAGGUCCCGAUCACAUCGGAGAAGAUCCAGGAGUAGGUCAUACAGUGGAGAAUACCGCCGCCGAAGGAGUCACAGCCAUUCUCCAAUGUCUAAUCGCAGACGUCACAUUGGAAACAGAGCAAAUCCAGAUCCUAACUGCUGUCUGGGGGUGUUUGGGUUGAGCCUUUAUACAACAGAAAGAGACUUGAGAGAAGUAUUUUCAAAAUACGGUCCACUCUCUGAUGUCAGUAUAGUUUAUGACCAGCAGUCUCGACGCUCAAGAGGAUUUGCAUUUGUUUAUUUUGAAAACAAGGAAGACUCUAAGGAAGCUAAAGAGCGUGCUAAUGGCAUGGAACUUGAUGGUCGUAGAAUCAGAGUUGAUUUCUCAAUAACCAAGAGGCCACACACUCCUACCCCUGGAAUUUACAUGGGGAGACCAACAUAUGGUGGAGGAUCGAGACGUUCAAGGGACUACUAUGACAGAAGUUAUGACAGAGGUUAUGACAGAUAUGAGGACCGAGAUUACUACAGUCGGUCUUAUCGACGUAGAUCUCCUUCACCUUACUACAGCCGUGGAGGAUACAGGUCUCGUUCUAGGUCUCGGUCAUACUCCCCACGUCAUUACUGAUAAGCAAGAUGUCCCAGUAGUUUGUCAUGUUUCAGGAAUUUUUUUCCGGAAGAGUGCUGCUUUUUUUCAAGUUGGAAGAUUUUUUCCUUGUACUUUUUUAAAAAAAAAAAAAUUUUGUUUUUGUUUUUUUUUUUUUUUUUUUGCAUCUUCAUUGUUAGGAGACAAUUAAAUUUAAAAUGCAGGGUUUUCGUCCUGGUGCAAAUUGUUUCUGUAGUUUUCCCUCAUAUUGUGAGUGUUCAGCCUAUCUUUGUGAAUUGUCACUUUUCACUUGGUUUCUUUUCCAUUGAUAUGGCUUAUUGUAAGCAGUACAGGGUGUCAUGUAUAUGCUUUUAAAUUUGUAGUAAGUGAGCAAUAAAAAUGCUUCUUUACA
Erpetoichthys calabaricus (reedfish) is the source of this 2049-nucleotide messenger RNA. RefSeq names its product transformer 2 beta homolog (gene tra2b). The transcript has 8 exons. Gene Ontology annotation, molecular function: RNA binding. Bases 1158 to 1679 code for a protein of 173 amino acids. Gene Ontology annotation, cellular component: spliceosomal complex. NCBI's taxonomy places the organism in Eukaryota, Metazoa, Chordata, Cladistia, Polypteriformes, Polypteridae. The record is from RefSeq and is a predicted model, not a curated record. Gene Ontology annotation, biological process: positive regulation of mRNA splicing, via spliceosome.